GCCGUGCGGUGCUAUGAUGCAAACAGGCGACCGCAUCAGGCGGCACUUUCAGGGGGGCGGCAAAAUCACUGGACUACAUUUAACAAAAAAUUGAAAUGCAGCGAUUUUAUUCCUAUGUAUAUUACUCAUCUGCGCUUAUUGUCGGUACCAUUUGCAAUGGCGAGCGUUCGGCGCCGUUAGAUUUUUUAUCUGAGGGCGCAAAGUGUUUGUGAUAUACCGCGCGCGGCACCGCGGCCGCUUUUUAAGAGCUUGGCGGUAGGCGGCAUGUAUCACAAAAGACAAAAGACAAUUGCACGUGUUAGGUUUUUUACUUAUUCUUUGAGAUGGCGAUAUUUGAUUUUCAUGUUAGUUGGUCUCCAACAGCAGACUCUUCAACAAGUAUCAGUACGUGUUGUGGUGCGUUGUUAAAUGCCUACGUUUUAAAAAGCCUAAAAAGGUAAGAGAAUUGAAUUAUAGCUUUUUAAGUGCGUAAUUCCUAUCGAUUUUUACAUCAAGUUUAAAUUUAAUUUACGAUAUAUAUUAUAAGGUACAUACCCACAUAGCACAAAUGACUGUUUGCCGGCUGAUAGUCGACAUUUUUUAGUCACCUUGAAGUCAACUUUUUAAGUCGACAUUUAGUCUACUAUCUAAAGGAUGGUUUAUUGUCGACUUUAACUAUAGACUGAAAGUCGACCUAAAGUCGACAUUAUAUUGUGUGUCUCGUUCUCGAUGAUAGUAUUGUAGUCAUGCCUGCCAUGCCUAACAUCACAACGUUUAGCGCGCCUUUGAAAGAAGGUGGCGCCCUCCACCAUCCUUCCACCACACCUCCUGGGCCCUUUCCUUCAUAUUGUUUCGUUGUGCCGAAACAUCGAGACGUUUUUCUUGCGCGUAACAAGUCAAAUUAGAAUCCAGCCUUUUUUUAAUCAUCUAAUCGGAAAUGUCGAAGGAGAAAAAGAGGAGCCGUCCCAGAUCGAGGUCGAGGAGUCGUCAUAAGAGGAGCAGGAACGAGGAAAAACUCGAAAAAUUGCAAGAAAGAUUAGAUAACCUUACAAAGGUGGUAGAGACACUAGUCGUUGUUCAAGGGGCACAGGCCCCACCCAACGCAGAUUCACGGACCGAGGCGGUUGGAACUGAGGACAAGGAGAAUCAGUCACCAAGUGUAGCUAAGACGCCAGAUAUUAAUGAGGCUCAGGUGGUCAAAGAGGUUAUAAACUCGGAUCACACCCCAGAACAGGCAACAAAUAAUGAAGCCUUGAAAGUACUCGGAGCGGACCCCAGCGAUUUAAAAUUCAAAAAGAUUAGCUUCCAUCCGGAACUAAAAAACACAUGGAUGAAGUGGAAGAAGGAAGGUCUUCCAGAGAAAAAUAAAACAGAAAUCCUCGAAAGCUAUGAUAGAAAAGGGGAACUUUACAUGGAGGCACCCGAACUAAACGAGGAUGUGCUCCCAUUAUGCAAAGGAAUUCCUAAACAACGAGACGACCAUUUUGUAAAAACACAAAACUGUGUCGGGACUGCUAUAGUCGCUCUGGGAGCCGCAAUCACUUUACUUUUAGAACAGUCAGAAAACGGCAUUGAUGAGGAAGAACUGACUGAGUACAUUAGCCACGCAGGUCAGAUCAUGGUCCCCCUCGUGGUGGGCCACCUUGUCGUGGUGAGGGGGCUUGUAGGCGGGCGUCGGUCUGGAGGCCGCUGAGUGCCGUUUUAGGCACCGGCGGUCUCCGGGACUGGCGCUCGUCGACUAAGAGCCUACCCUUCCCCUGAACAGGGGAAGCAGGGAGCCCGACGACUCCGGUCUCGGCACUGUCCUCCCUUGUGGGAGGACAGGGUCGAGACCACUC
Messenger RNA from Vollenhovia emeryi, 1817 nucleotides. RefSeq lists its product as uncharacterized. NCBI's taxonomy places the organism in Eukaryota, Metazoa, Arthropoda, Insecta, Hymenoptera, Formicidae. The record is from RefSeq and is a predicted model, not a curated record. The transcript has 2 exons. Bases 917 to 1672 code for a protein of 251 amino acids.